AUGAAUCGACAUCAGGAAAAAGCUGCUUUAAAUAUUUAUCAACGACGAAAAACAUCCACCGACUGUGCCUAUCUACUAGGAUUUUUUUAUCAUUACGGUAUCGGGUUUGAUGGUAAAUGUGACUACGACCAGGCAUAUCGAUUGUAUAAAUAUGCUGCCGAUGAUGACAACAGCUUUGCGAAUAUACAAAUAGGUGAACUUUAUCAGGAUGCCAGAGAUCAUAAAGCAGCCGUUGGAUCGUGUAGAAAAGCAGCUAUUUUGGGACACCCACAGGGAGCGUUUAAAUAUUCAUUAUUUUUGAGUUAUCCUAAAAGCAUUUAUUGGGUUCAAAAAUCGGCCGAAGGAGGAUUCGAAGCAGCACAAUGUGACAUGGUAUAUCGUUAUUGCAAUGGAAGCGGUGUAUUAAGAGAUCAACAUCGUGCUCUAUAUUGGAUUUUAAAAUCUGUAAAGAACGAAAAAUUCGGUAACAUAUUUAUAUUCAUUAUUCAUGUUGCUCUCGUUAAACCGGACAUGUUGGGCUGA
This is a messenger RNA of Ambispora gerdemannii, 522 nucleotides long. NCBI's taxonomy places the organism in Eukaryota, Fungi, Glomeromycota, Glomeromycetes, Archaeosporales, Ambisporaceae. The record is from the annotation of a GenBank genome assembly.